Molecule: messenger RNA, 3097 nt
Organism: Prunus persica (peach)
Lineage: Eukaryota; Viridiplantae; Streptophyta; Magnoliopsida; Rosales; Rosaceae
Exons: 5
Coding region: 895-2973 (692 amino acids)
Cellular component (GO): cytoplasm
Molecular function (GO): protein kinase binding
Source: RefSeq, a predicted model, not a curated record
GAAAGAGCGCCUUUGGAUACGGUGCAUGAAGAUAGGCCCUCACAGCUCGUAGCGUUUGUGGACGCAAAUUCUCUCAUUUAUUUAACAAAAAAAAUACGAAGCACAAAUUCUUCGCCAGCCUCAAAUUAACCAAACAAAUGUGAACAAAACACAGAAUCUAAUUCAGUCGGUUUCCAAUUCCACAUCUUCUUUCCUCUUUCCAUGAUUUUCUUUCCUCCCAAACAAACCUAAAUAAAUUGGGAAAAAAAAGGGAAAAGAACAAAAUCAGUGCCGUUGAUUUGGGCCUAUAAAUCACAGCCACGAGCUUAGGGUUAGCGUUAAAGAGUCGGCUUGGCCUUCAGCUCACGCCGUAUAUUCAAAACCAUAUGUUAAUACAUACAAACAUUUGCAUUCCAAUAAGUUUGUAAGUUUCUGCUGCAGAAGAAGAAAACCAAGGUCUUUCUCUUACAGUGCGUGCCCUCUAUUACAAUCUGGCUAAGGGAAGGCCAGCAGCUCUUGUGUAUGUUCUGGUUGGGGUUCCCCAAUUGACAGAUAAUUUCUUUCAGUCUGGCCGCUGCAGCAAAAUUAAUUUCUUCUCGCACCUCUAAAAGGGUGUGGGGUAAUAAUGAGAGAGUGAUUUUGCUUUGUGUUUUAAGGAGAUCAAGAUCAUCACACAUCUGGAGAUUGUGCCGCGUUUCAGUGGGUUUGUCGCUUGAUUAUGGCUAAGGCCAUCCAGGGUUAAACUUUUGGAAGCUUGAUGGUAGUUCUUCAGUGUACAUAACAAGAUCACGUUCAUUCGAGCUUCCAGACAAUAAUGAGCACAAUAGUUUGCCGUUGAUAGUUUUCGGUGUGAUCGAAAGUAGUUAAUGUGUUGAUGUAGCCCUGGUAGUUUGCCACCCUGGUAGUUUGCCAGUAAUGGUUAGGUUCUCAUGUUUCCAAGCUCACGUCCAUUGCCCCAAACCUAAGAAAACUCUUCAACCUUCAGUUGAAGCAAUGCAUAAAACAUUACAAGUUUGUUCUCAAAAUCAAGCUUUGAAGAAUUCAUCUGGCAAAACAAGCUUAAACCUAUCACAGACAGAAGGAAUUUCUCAAGUUAAUAGCAGUUUAAAGCAUGUAUCUUCUCUUGAAGCUGAUUGGAAAUCAGGUGAUAUGGAAAGCAGCUUCAUUAAAGAAAGUGACCUCAAGGUUACUCAGACAGGGCGCAUUAUAAAGAGUAGGUCACUAGGAAGUGCAUUAUACCUGAAGGGGAGGGCUUCUGCUAACAAUGACGCCGAGGAUGAGACUGAUCAAGGAAUUUCUUGUGAUGGUUCUCAGGAUCACAAUGGAUUGGUGGUGCCAGAUGGAAGUAGGGACAGAGGAGAAAGCCCACCUGAACAAUGUCAGACAAGUCCUACAUCAGACUAUUGUCAGGUACGUUCUGGGAUUGUCAAUAAUGAAUCAAUUUUCUCAAUCGGAGAACCAUUACAUACAGAAAAGGAAGGCCCUGAAAAUUCUGAUACUCCACCAUCUGGAGAGUUUGGUAUUGACUCUGGUGACCAUACACCUCGUGCACCACAAGGGCUUGUUAAAUCACAUUCUUUUGCAAACAUCAGUGCUUGUUCUCCGACUACCGAGGGGCAUUCUCCUAUUAACCGUUUACCAGUGCAUUCAAGAUCUUCUGAGGACCUACAUGCCUUAGGCAUACAACGGAAAGGGAUUUCAGUUCAUGAGGCUGAAAUUCAGGUAAUACAAGAAAAGGAUGAUGAUAUCGGGGGUAAAUCUGAGAACCGUAAUUUUGAAAACUCCAUUGAUGAUGGUUAUGAUUCCUGUAACUACUCUGGUUAUGCAAAGGACUGGAUAGUGCCAGCUACAGAUGAGGUACGCACGGAGAAAAACCUCCAAGGAGAAUCCUCAGUUCAAAGUUGGAAUGAAUUGCCAAGCAAGGAUUUUAGGGUUAAGCGCAUUGAGGAAUGGGUUAAUAAUCUUCAGCAUAGCAGCCCGUUGGAAGAAACAAAUGAAUUGCCCCAAUCUAAUGAUCAGGUGAAGAGAGACUCCAAUGACUCAAAUGGUUUGGUGGCUGCUAAGACGGAUGCUAAGGUCACUCCUGGCAUGGAAGCAGCUAAAAGAUAUAUAUCUUCUUUGAGUGCAGCUGCCACCACAGCUCACCUGGCAAAUCAUGGACUAGUAGUGAUCCCAUUUCUUAGUGCUUUUGUAAAUCUGAAGGUGGUCAAUUUAUCUGGAAAUUCCAUAGUGAGGAUAACUGCUGGUGCUCUUCCUAGAGGACUUCAUAUGUUGAAUCUGUCAAAAAACAAUAUUUCUACCAUUGAGGGUUUGCGUGAACUCACAAGACUUCGUGUCCUGGACCUGAGCUACAACAGGAUUUUGAGAAUUGGACAUGGCCUAGCUUCUUGUUCCUCUCUAAAGGAGUUGUACUUGGCUGGAAACAAAAUCAGUGAGGUGGAGGGUCUUCAUCGCCUCUUAAAACUGACCGUUCUGGAUCUGCGUUUUAACAAAAUCUCGACAGCAAAGUGCCUAGGUCAGCUUGCAGCUAACUACAACUCCUUGCAAGCCAUCAGCUUGGAAGGAAACCCAGCUCAGAAGAAUGUUGGAGACGACCAAUUGAAGAAGUAUCUGCAAGGACUUCUUCCCCACAUGGCUUACUACAACCGGCAGCAGAUCAAGAAUAGCACCCUGAAGGAUGCUGCAGAUCGGUCCGUGCGGUUAGGCAUUAGUAACCACCAGUUUGAUCGUGGCCUUAGACCAGAUCACAAGGCUCCAAGGAAGGCUAGCCACGGUAUAUCAUCUCACAGGCCAUCAACUCACGGCCAUGGAAAUCAAUCUGUAGUGCCGCUGAAGAAGUCCAGGGCUCGUCAUGGGCACCUCCCUCCCAGUGGAACUAAAGCAUCGACACAUAGUCGACAUCACUACUUUGAUUUGGGCAGCAAACUUAUGAACCUCAAACAGGACCUCUCCAUGCGCAGGAGUCGGAGCGAGGGAACUAUGGCAGCUAUGUGAGGUUUUAUUUUCAUGCUUUGUAGUGGUUCAUACAUUUUGUUGGGUUUUGGUUUGUGUUUGGAUUUCUAUGUUUGCAUAAUGUAUUAACUUUGUGAUACUUUAAUUUUUCUGCGCUUUCUGAAGA